This is a messenger RNA of Mytilus trossulus (common blue mussel), 333 nucleotides long. RefSeq names its product tigger transposable element-derived protein 4-like. The transcript has a single exon. Gene Ontology annotation, molecular function: DNA binding. NCBI's taxonomy places the organism in Eukaryota, Metazoa, Mollusca, Bivalvia, Mytilida, Mytilidae. The record is from RefSeq and is a predicted model, not a curated record. The coding region runs from base 1 to 333 and encodes 110 amino acids. Gene Ontology annotation, cellular component: nucleus.
AUGUCUGGGUCUGAUAAAUUGCCUAGUCUAGUCAUUGGCAAAUCUAUAAAUCGUCGUUUUAAAAAUGUUAAAUCAUUACCUACCGAGUAUGUCGCCAACAAAAAGGCUUGGAUGACUUCAACAUUUUUCAUAAAUUGGCUUCAUCAAGUUGAUAAACAAAUGAAUAAAAGGAAGAGACGUAUAUUUAUGAUAGUGGACAAUCGUCAACCUCAUCCUCAUGUUCCUGGUUUAAAGUCAAUUAAAUUGGUAUUUUUACCACCAAACACUACUAGUGUAACUCAACCAAUGGAUCAAGGUGUAAUAAGAAAUUUAAAACUUCACUAUCGUAAAUAA